AUGUUUAGCUUCUUCAAACGCUCCAAGUCGCAGAAGGGAAAACAAAAACACGACCAGAAAUUGCAACUGCCACCCGAGCAGCAGCUGCAACCAGCGUGCGGCGUGCCGGAUGGUGGCAAACCUCAAGGGACGGCGCGAAAGGAGAGCACGGGAAGCGUGUGUUUAGGUGAGAACGAUGGCGUGAAACCGUCGGCGGAUGUGGUGGUUGCGUCGAAGGUUGCGUCCGAUGCGAACGCAGGCGCAAACGGUUGGCGGCCCCCUGCCGGCGGCGACGAGGAAAAGCUAGCGCGGGCUAAAAAUAAUAAUCCCCCCGGACCGCAGCCGGCGACAGGGAAGGAUUGGUUGCCCUCGCGAUGUUUGGUGAGAGGGCCGAUGCUGCCGGGUGGAAGCCCCGGGGGGCUGGUGGAUGUGGCACUCGAACGUGAACCACCGAGCGCUGCCAGCGUCAGUCCGAGUGGUUCAACGUGCCGGAGUGGUCGCGCACCGAACAACGACAACGACAACAACGACGGCGGCGGCGGCGGCGAUCCGAACGAAACUCGUGCCGCACGGGACGACUUCCCGCCCAUCGAUAGCGACGAGGGCAACGAGGACGGUGCUGGUGAUCGCGAAUCUUCGAGCCCGAUCGAUGACAGCCGCCACCGGGAACGGGGCACGCAGGCAAACGCGACCAGUUCGAAUCCGUACGCGCCACCGAGCGAAAGUGCAAUGGCGAAAGGGAAAAACCGACGACGCUAUCAGCCACAGCAGCAGCAACAGCAGCAGCAGCAGCAACAGGUGAAAACACAGCAGCAGCAGCAGCAGCAUCAGCAACAGCAGCAGAAUGCACUACGUCGUGGUGACUCCAGUGGUACGCCGGAGGGCAAGAAAGGCAUCCCACCACCGACACAUCUGUCUCUAAGCAAACCCAUCGCGACCAUCGUGCUGGUCGAACAGACGACAAUCGAACCCCUCAACAACGGUGACGUCAUCAUUGAACGAUCACCGAGCGAACCGCAAAAGGAGCAAGCGGUGACAGAAAAAGCCGAACCCGUGCCGAGCACUGACAGCUGCGAUCGUGCAGCGAAGACACACACCGCCAAUGGCGGCAACGGCGUUGGAGCGCUAGUGUUGCCAGUGUGCGCAGACUCACCACCGACGGUGACAGCUACUACCGGUGACGGUGUUGGCGGUACUAACACCAGAAGCGCUCCCGCUGUUCACGACGGAGAUGCGUUAUUAAAUAUCAAAAAUAUCUCGCCCACUACUACCGGCAAGCAGCAGGGUGAAGAUCAAGGCGGUGUGGACGGGGUACGCGAUGGUGAUCAUCGUGCUCGUGAGCUCGGGCUCGUGCUACACGCUGGCAGUUGCGAACCGGCCGCGAAGCCCACCAUAUCGAAGCAGACGACGGAUGCCGUCGUUGCGAACGGUUCCGUAGAGGAAGCAUUAGUAGCAGUAGUAACAGGAGAAGCAGUAGCGGAUACGACCAUCCAGGAAAUGGGCCAACAGCCAAGUCGUGCGGAGAGCGAAGUUCAACAGCGAUCCUCGGCGGUGCGAGCAUCGAAGUCGAUCUCCCCGCAGCGCGUUGUACCGGCGGCACCGUCACCUCCACCACGCACACCACGCCCGGUGGUGUCACCCGCCGAUCUUGAGGUGAUCGCACGCAACGCCACCGUCACCACCAUCGAGCGCGAUGCUGCUGGGGACGAUACUAGCGACGAUCGGGAUGUCUUCUACGAGGCCAAGGAAACCCUCUCACCCCCGAUCGUGCCCCCUAGUGAGCCUCGAUUCGAGUCCGGUGUUGUCACCCCCGGCACACCGGAACCGAUACGCGCCAGUUUGGUGCUUAAAAUCGGACCUGAACCGACCGCCCAGCAGCAGCAGCAGCAGCAGCCGGUGAACGCCACUCCACGGAGAGCCGACCGGCACAAGAAGCAGGUUAGCUUCAAGCUAACACAAAACGGUAGUGACGAUGUGGAAGUGACCAGUGUCGACAGCAGUGCCAGUAGUGACGAAGAAGACGGUGACAGUGACAGUGAGCGAGAGCGCGUGUGUGCAGUGCCACCGACCUCAACCCCAUCCGAGUUCACUAACAGCGAGUUCACGCACCACAAUCAUACUGCAUUUAGUGAGAGUAAUAACAGCAAGCCGCCAACCACGUUUGGCAUCUGUUCGUUGGGUUCGGGGGAACCGGGCGGUAAUCAGAGGAAUUACAUUGAGUUUAAAUAUGAUAACAGUGCACCGUCGGACACGACGGCGACCGCGGAGUCGGAGAAGAAGAGUCCGGUGAAAGAUGUCCACGAGGGUGUCGGUACUACUACUCCGGGCGGAAAGGAGAAGCACCUGGUGAACGGGGAACCACAGCAGACGAGUGUCAGUGUUCUGAUCGAAGAUAGUGUCGCGAGCCUGCCGGAUGUUGUGCAGCAGCCGACCGGCAUCGAGCCGCACGGCAAGACCAUCCUACCACCGACAUCCUUCAGCACCGUUGAGAAGAUCAACAGUGAAAUGAAGGAUCUGGUCAACCAGGAGUGCCGGUACAGCGCCAAACUCGAGGAGGCCGAAAAACGUGUCAACGAGGCGAACGUCAAAGUCUACGAACUGCAGCAGAAGCUCGAUGCCGUCGAGCGAGACGCGUUGCUCAAGGAGUACAAUGUGGAACGUUUACAAGCGGAGUUGGUGGCCGCCCUUAAAGAAUGCGAGGGCAUACGAGCCCGGCUGACGACGCAGCAGAGCGAAAUGGAAGCCAUAAGGCUGCAGGCCUCCGAGCGGGAGGACGAACUGAACCUGCGAUAUCAAAAUCUAGAGGUGGAGCACCUCGAGUUGAACGAAAAGCUGAAAGAGGUCCGUCAUCUGGCGCACGAUCUGAACAGUCAGCUGAUCGACGCCAAAUCGGAGGUGGACCGGCUGAAGGAGGAACGCCAGAAGCUGCUGGACGCGUGCACCGAGGAGCAGAAGAUAAUUCGCGAGACGCUGGAGGAGUCGAUCCAGCAGCGGGCGCAGGUCGAGGCCAAGUGGAAGCACGACUUCGAGCAGCUGCGCAAUGUGAACAACGACCGCGAGGAGCAUCUGAUGAAGGACUGCGAGUUCACCGUGCGGAAUAUGCAGAAGACGUGCAAGGAGAAGGUGGAGACGGCGGACCGGGAACGCAAGCAGGCCCUGGAGAAGGUUGGUCGGCUGGAGGAGCAGACGCGCCGGCAGAGCGACGAGAUGCGGCACCUGAAGUCGGUUGAGGCGGAAGUCGAGCAGCUGCGGGGACUGACGUACGACCAGAAGGAGGCGCUGGCUAGCAUGACGCGCCAGGUCGAGGGCCUCAAGGCGGAACUGGAGACGGCGUACAACCGGAUCGAGGAGGAGAUGGUGAAGGUGCAGCAGAUCAAGAAUCGCUGCGAAUACCAACUUUGCGAGAAGGAACGGGAAGCACUGAACCGGAUAGAGAUUGCGCGAGGUGAAAUCGCGAUGCAGUGGGAGGAUCGAUUGCUACACGAAAUGAACCGGCUGAAAGUGGAGCUCGAACAGAUGCACAUGGAGGAGCGCAAGUCGGCCAUCGAGAAGAUACAGCGUGAGACGCUGGCGGAAACCGAAGCACUGAGCCAACGGUUCAAUGCGCGCGAACAACAGCUAAAGAAUGAAAUUGAAUCUCUUAAAGCGACCGUCGAGCAGCAGAAGUCCGCCAUGGCCAAUGCGCAAUCGGAGGCAGACCAAAAACUAGUCCAGUCGCGGAUGUACGUCGAACGUGCGGAACGUGAACACGAGCAAAAGCUGGCAAAGGAAAUGGUUGAGAAAAACGAAAUCAUCGACAACCUCAAGCGUCAGUUUGAGCAGGAGAAGCUGUCGCUCGAGCAACACUUCACCGAUCGCAUUCAGCAGGUCCAGGAAGAAUUCGCGCGCGAAAUUUCAGACACUACAGAAACGAUGAAAAGUGUGCACAAGAAGGAACUUGAAAACCAAUGGAAAGCUCUCGUCGCAGAAAAGGAGAAAGCGCUGCAGUUGAUGGACAGUCGAAACCGAAACCGGCUCGAGGAUGCUGAAAAUAAAAUCAGAGACCUCACGACCGGCCAUCAGCGGCAGCUCAAGGAUCUGCAGGAGGAGCACAGCUUCGUGGUGCACAGUCUGGAGUCGCGGGACACGAAGAACGCGCAAGAAAUUCAAACGCUGCAUAAAAAGUGCCGCUGCCUAACGAAUCUUUUCGAGGAGAUGCGUUUGCGCUACGAACGUCGCGAAUCUCGACCGGAAGAUCUGCAGCAGAUAGAGGAACUGAAGCGGGUCAUAGACUCGCAGGACAGAGACCUACGCCUGUUGACGGAAACCUUGCGAGAACUUCAGCUCGAGCAGAUGCAAAAGCAACGCCAGCAACCGCCUCAAGCCCAGCAACAGCAGCAGCAGCCACCUCCUCCACCACGUCGUUCGAAACCGAACCGUGGGAAACAAUCGAAGCAACAGCAGCAACAGAAUAGGCAGCAACAGCACAAACAACAACAGCAGCAGAAAAACGCGCGCCCACCACAUCCACCACCGGAACCGGAACCUGUACAGCCCGAAGCAGACGAGCAGGAGGAUGAGAGCCAUGAGGUAGAGGAGGUGGUGGGAUAUGGGCAGCCGUCGGCUCCACACGGUGCACCGCAAGUAGUACUCAUUCCACCACCUCAGUUUAUACCCCCCGGUAUGAUGCACCGAACGAUGUGUGACGUGAUCUACGAGGAAAACGAAGCGGACAUCCUGCGCGAGGAGGAAGAAGCACAGUUGAACGCUGGUGAAGGAGAACAAGAAGAAGGAGAAGAGGAGGAGAGUGAUGAUGAAGAGGCAAGUGAUGUGCAACACGAGGACGGUGUGGAGCAAAAGGAGCCGGAAGUGGUGAUUGUCGAUGUUCCCGAGUCAGCCAUUCAGACGGAAGACCGGGUAAUUCAGUCGACAGCACCAACCAUAAUUGAAGAGAUGGAUCCGAUGCCGGAACAGAGAGCAGAUCUCGUCGGUGACGGAAUCCCACCGUUUACGGUAGUACCGAUCGAAACGAUCGACAAUGCGACGAGUGCGCGCCCGAGAGCAUCAUCGACGCCGAGGAUUGUCAUCACGGUCGACGACACGGAAAAGGAAACGGGUGAGUCCGGUGAUGGGACGGGCACGACGGUGGUAGAAAUAACGGAGGAACCCGCGACCUGCGUCACUCCCGUCAUCGAGUUGCCGGCCGUGUUUGCCAAAAUCUAUCCCUCCGAGCUGCCUACCCAGGCGGCCGCGGGCGAUAAUGCGCAAAUGGCAACCCAUUCCGAGCCGGAGAUGACCGUGAUUCGAACGUCCGAGGGACACGGUGAGGGCUCGGCGUAGGACCCCCCAUCGUUAAAUGUAUUAUUCUUUUCGACGAAUAAACGUAUCCUUAUACACUUAUUGAUCGUAGAGCUAAGGAGACACUCCAAUUCUUUUGCCCCUAUAAUGCUGGGGGCAACUAGAAGCGCUAGUAUCAGUGAUACCCGUCCAAGGGAUGGUGGUUCCAGCCGGCAUCCGGAACUGGUUCUGGAACCGGACAUAUUCGGAAAAGCAGAGAUAUUGCUAUUGAUAUCCUGCUCAUUUUGUUUCUCGAAUCGAAAAAAUCGAAUACGGAAGGACGCCGUUACCUGUUGUACUCUCAACGUCUUUACAGUAAUAUUAUUUGCCAUUCUGUUACUUAUUCUUAGUAUUUAUGAUUAUAUAUUGCCACUUUCUCCUUCCGGUACUGUGCAUAUAUAAGCUAGUUAACUGCUACCAAAUGUAUGUCCCCAUUGGGACGCGUUCGCGGAGAGGCGAAAUAAUCGAUUUGUUGUUGAACCGUUGACAAAGGAGAAAUAUAA
Anopheles coustani is the source of this 5798-nucleotide messenger RNA. RefSeq lists its product as uncharacterized. The record is from RefSeq and is a predicted model, not a curated record. Bases 1 to 5298 code for a protein of 1765 amino acids. The transcript is spliced from 9 exons. Lineage: Eukaryota; Metazoa; Arthropoda; Insecta; Diptera; Culicidae.